ACAUACUGCUUGGCAUGUCUGUGUGACACGUAGCAUGAGAGGUGGCACUGAAACGUAACCGCCUUUAGAACUCCCCUAUCAGAAAACUACCUUGUCUGUUUUCUUUCUCCUUCUUUUCCCAUCUCUGUGUGUAUUUUCAUUUCUUCCAAUCCAAUGAAUGCACAGAGUUUAUUUGCUUCGGCAGCCAUUAACAUAGGUCUGUCAUUGUUUCUCCUCUCACUCUUUUCCAUCUUGAAGAAAUAUUCUUCAAAUUCAGUCAUUUACUACGCUCGUCGUCUUUCAAAACAUGAAAACAUUCAUUUCUCUCCUACUUUCUCCUUUUCAAGUCUACUUCCUUCAGUUUCAUGGAUUCCUCGUGCAUUUAGGGUUUCUGAAGAUGAGAUUCUUCAAAAUAGUGGCCUUGAUGCUCUUGUUGUUAUUCGACUCUUCAAACUCGGAAUAAAGUUCUUCGUAUCGUGCUCAGUUGUUGGACUGUUCAUUCUUCUUCCGGUCAAUUAUACAAGCCAGAAAGGUCCAUCUAGAAGCAGUCUAUCCCAUUCGAUGGACUCAUUUACAAUCUCAAAUAUUGAAAGGGGUUCUAACAGGCUUUGGGUUCAUUUUGCGUGCUUGUGUAUCAUAUCAUUUAACGGAAUGUAUCUACUGCAUAAGGAAUACAAUGAGAUAUUGGUGAGAAGAAGUCAACAUCUUCGCACUAUUAAGCACCGACCUGAUCAAUUUACAAUUCUAGUUCGAGAAAUACCAUUUUGCAGUGAGCACAAGGCUCGUGGGUGCUGUGUGGAUCACUUUUUCUCCAAACUCCAUCCAUAUACUUAUCAGUCCCAUCAAAUGGUAUAUAAUGGGAAGAUUAUCGAGGAUUUGUUGCGUCAGGAAAAGUCUCUUUCAAGAAAAGUUGAGGACCUGAGGCUAAGGUCUAUGACUGAGAAACAUAGUAAGAAGUCCAAAUUGUUCAGUUUAUUUCAAGGAAGUUCUGAAGAAGUUGGGGAACAGGAGAAAAGGCUUCAAGAACUCCGUCAUAAGAUACGCAAUUUGCGACGUGGAAGCGUGCUGAAACAGAGGGAAUUGCCUGUUGCGUUCGUAUCAUUCAAAUCCCGCUGGGGGACUGCAUUGGCUGCUCAAUCUCAGCACCAUGAAAAUCCACUUUUAUGGACUACUGAACCGGCACCGGAACCAAGGGAUGUUUUGUGGAAAAAUCUAUCCAUUCCAUAUCGUCAGUUUCCCCUGUACAAACUUGGGGGUUUUCUUGCAGCUUCACUGCUUACCAUAUUUUUUGCUUUACCAGUCACAGCCGUUCAAGGAAUAGCAAAGUUUGAAUCACUAAAGAAGUGGUUUCCUCCAGCCAUGGCUGUACAAUUGAUACCAGGUUUGAGCUCUAUUGUGACUGGAUAUCUUCCAAGCUUCAUUCUGAACAUGUUCAUAUACGUUGUUCCUUUUGCAAUGCUAUCCCUUGCCACACAAGGAGGUUUUGUCUCAAGAAGCAGGAAAGAGAUUAAAGCUUGCAGCAUGGUUUUCUACUUUCUUGUCGGCAAUGUUUUCUUUUUGAGUCUGCUUUCAGGCUCCUUACUAGAGCAGAUUGGAGAAUCAUUUAUUCACCCUAAAGAUUUCCCUAGUCAUCUUGCAAGUGCUGUCUCUGCUCAAGCAGAUUUCUUUAUGACGUACAUUCUCACGGAUGGCUUGUCUGGAUUUUCGCUCGAAGUUCUUCAAUUUGGAUUAAUGAUUUUGGAUUUUUUGAGAAGCCAUACAUUAGGUCGUGGGGAAGAAGAAAAUCCAUAUCUUUUUUCUAUGCCUUAUUAUAGAGUUAUUCCUUCUGUCUCGGUUUCGAUGCUAAUUGGAAUGGUAUAUGCCAUUAUCGCUCCCCUGCUGCUUCCUUUUCUUAUCGGAUAUUUCUAUCUUGGCUAUGUGGUGUGGGUUAAUCAGAUUCAAGACGUGUACGACAUAGUUUACGAAACUUGUGGAGAGUAUUGGCCACACAUUCAUCAUUACAUAUUUACAGCAAUGAUUCUAAUGCAAAUCACUAUGAUUGGCAUGUUCGGUUUGAAGUCAAAGCCUGCAGCGUCCAUUGCAACGAUACCACUCUUCUUGAUCACGCUGUUGUUUAACGAGUAUUGCAAGAUCCGGUUCCUUCCAACAUUUUCCAACUUCCCUGUACAGGACGCACUAGAAAAUGAUAAAUGCGAUGAGAGGAAUGGACUGACAGAAGUCGAACAUGAGAAUAGGAUUGAUGCUUAUUUGCAACCUUGCAUGAGGCCCAUAAAUUUCUCCCCGCGGGAAUCCAGCUCCACACAGCCAUUAGUUUCUGUAUCAACAUAAUUCCCGCUCAUUUAAUUUUCACAUCUCUUAAUUAAUCCUGAUCUUCUAACCACUUUUUGGUAGAUGAUAUUUAUGGUGAAUAAGAGUCAAGUUUUUACCACUGGCUACUGUUAGUCGAUCCUUAUUCUGGCCUGCACUUGUAUGCUGACAAGAAAACUACUCUCGAGCCAUCCGUGUACACAGAUGAAUGAAGCCCUGGUGUCCAUCCCAACUUGUUCACUUGAUGGAAAAAGCAAGGCAAAAGAAAAAAGAAUGAUUUCCCGUAGUUCCUCUCCGUAGUUUGUUAUGCAUUUACAAGUCUUUAUGUUGCGUUUCAA
Papaver somniferum (opium poppy) is the source of this 2624-nucleotide messenger RNA. RefSeq names its product CSC1-like protein At3g54510. Gene Ontology annotation, molecular function: calcium-activated cation channel activity. The coding region runs from base 154 to 2307 and encodes 717 amino acids. Lineage: Eukaryota; Viridiplantae; Streptophyta; Magnoliopsida; Ranunculales; Papaveraceae. The record is from RefSeq and is a predicted model, not a curated record. Gene Ontology annotation, cellular component: plasma membrane. The transcript has 10 exons.